CAUAGUGCUUGAUUUAUUUUAUGCCGUCAUGAACGACUCUGAGUAAAAACAACUUAACCUUAUUUUCUGACAUUUUAAAUUUGAAUUAUGUAUAAAUAACAUGUAAACUUAAAUUAUAUUUUAUUAUAUUUAAUAUGGAUAGAGUUAAAAAACUUUCAGCGUUGACUUUAAUUGUCUCUUUUGUGGUAUCUUUAUCAUCUAUAAUAGAUUUUUCUGGUUGCAGCCAUUGAAGUUGUUUAACUAAAAUGUUUAUGUUAUUACUUAUAAAAUAAAAGUAAUUAUGGGAAAUACAUACGCAUAUUAUCUUGAACCAGUAACAAUCCGUCUUCGUUAUAGAUGAUAUUACCCUCAGGGUCAGUCACAAUGGUAUAAUUAUCCAUUAUUUAAUUAAUUUAGCAACUAUAUAACAAAUAGCAACGAUUUCUAUAUAAACACAAACACAAAUAACCUCAAUUCAAAUUCAAAUUUGAAAAUUCAAAUUCAAAUUUGACAAUAACAUACUACAAUGCGCAUGCGGAGUUAUUUUAACGCACCUACAAGAGGUGGGUUAAAAAUGUAAACUCGGUGUUAAAUAUCCUGGUAGUCACGAACGAUUUAGUCAAGUUAAAGUGUAGAUACCGCUGUUGUAAUGAACGUUUUGAGUUAACUCCGAGUGAAUCGAGUAAACGUCAUGAACGCACCCCAGGCGUUGUUUACCCGGUAUAAUCAUAACCUCACUAUUUUUAAUUCUCUUUUUAGUUGGUUUGUUCUGUGAUCAUCACAUUACGCUUUUUCUAAAUUUGGCUGGGCAAAUAAUAUUAAAUAUUGAUUUAAUUAAUUAAUUUAUGCUUAUUAUAGCGUACAUUUUUUUGUUCUUGUAAUAUAAUCAAAGUCAACAAUGAGUUCCUUCAAACCUGAAGAAUAUACAAAGAAGAUCGUAAAAGUCAAAAGAAAAAUGACUGCACAAACAAAAUCGGGUCGAAUUGUUUACCGCCCUCUGAAGCAAAAUACUACAGAAUCAGAAGAACUGCCCCCCCCAAAAAAAUUAACAUUUGACUUAUCAGUAUCUGAAGGAAUACAGGAACUUCGAUUAAAAAAGGACCUUUUAUGGAAUUGUGCGAAAAAGUCGCCUGAAAAAGUCAUUGCCAAAAGCAAAACACCAAAUAAGGAAAUUUUUAAAUCUUUGGACACUCAAAAUCAAAUUAAAAUGUAUUCUUCUCCCCAAGAAAUAAAAGAAUGCGGAACGCUGACCAACUCUGAGGUUCGAGAUAGACUUGAGAAACUGGAAAUCACUCAAAUUCGCACGUUCAAUUUACUUGAAAAGACGUACGCGCUCUUGGAAAGUCACAUGGCGACAGAAUCAAAAUUACAAAGGCUGAGGAGAAAACCACGCGAAAAAUUGCCAGGAUUCCCUAAGAAAUCAGUAGAAGGUCUUGAAGCCCUGGAAAAUGAGGAUAUGGAUAUGACCAGAUUGCAAUUGCAAGAACAUUGGAAAGCAAUUGGGGCAACGAAACUGAGAGACUUCAUUAAAAUUGCUCUAAAUGAUUCAAUGGAACCAUCAUUAAUUAAAAAGAUAACUUGGACUGGGGCAGGAAAUUCAUACAAAUUUGAAGACACCAAAAUGGCCACAGCAAUGUUUGAUGCUGCAAGAGAAUGUAGUACAUUUGAAGGGCCGGAAAACCUAAGGAUUUUUAGCUUUGAAUUUGGUCAAGCGAUGAGAGUUCUAAAACAAGGUUUUAAGAUAAAAGAAAAUUUUCAAGAACGAAGUACUGAUAACUUUGAAAAUGCUGAUCAUGCUAAAAAGCUACAAAAACAAGGCCAAAGCAUUGGUGAGCUCCAAUAUGUUAAAAAUAAUGGAAAAGUUCCCAAUAAAAUUCUAGAGGAGACGGAUGAAUAUGUAAUCGAAUACAUAUCCGAUUAUGAUAAUGACGAAAACGACAAUAUUGAAUACGUCGACCAUAAAGGAUAUAGGGCUUCCGAUGAAGAGAUAUAAAAUUAUAUAUUUUUAUACAUAUAUGUGUAUAUAUAUAUAAACAAAUGAAAAAAACAUUAAUUGAUGAUUUCUGAAC
Brassicogethes aeneus is the source of this 2048-nucleotide messenger RNA. NCBI's taxonomy places the organism in Eukaryota, Metazoa, Arthropoda, Insecta, Coleoptera, Nitidulidae. The record is from the annotation of a GenBank genome assembly.